Messenger RNA from Baudoinia panamericana UAMH 10762, 513 nucleotides. RefSeq lists its product as uncharacterized. NCBI's taxonomy places the organism in Eukaryota, Fungi, Ascomycota, Dothideomycetes, Mycosphaerellales, Teratosphaeriaceae. Gene Ontology annotation, molecular function: acyltransferase activity, transferring groups other than amino-acyl groups. The transcript is spliced from 2 exons. The annotation marks the transcript as partial. The record is from RefSeq and is a predicted model, not a curated record.
AUGCACACAUCCGAGGAGUAUGUCCAACUACGUACUGAGAGACUCCGCAAGGAUGGCACGGGUCCGGGCAAGCACUGGCAUGUUGCUGUGGACGAGACAAAUGGCAACAUCGCCGGAUUCGCGGCCUGGAACGCUCCUGGAGAUUGGCAAGGGCACAAAGAUGUGCAUGUCGAUGCAGUAGAUCCAGAUGUGAACCCAGCGUUAUGCGACGAGCAGUUGAAUACAGUGGUCAGGCAAGGACUCACCGAGAUGCGACGUAAUAUCAUGGGUGACAGGAGCGACUAUUGGUAUCUCGCAACGCUAGGAGUACACCCGGACUAUCAAGGCAGGGGUGUUGCUAAGAUGCUUCUACAACACGGGCUCAGGAUGGCCGACGAAGAACACAAGGAUGUAUACCUAGCAUCCUCCCCAGCAGCAUUCCCACUGUAUCAGAAGUUGGAUUUCAGAGAGCUUGGCAGGCUACCGCUGCUCGGAGGUCGCUAUGUCUUGACGGGUAUGUUGCGGUACGCGCGG